CAACAAUUUUUUGACCCGCACCCUCGAAGAAACCCUAACCAAAAGCUUUUCUGCAAGGAGAAAGGGAAGAGAGAGACAGAAGAGAGGCGGGCGAGAAUGGCGUCCUUCAGCGAAGCACCACCGGGCAACCCCCAGGCCGGAGAGAAGAUCUUCAGGACCAAGUGCGCUCAGUGCCACACCGUUGACAAAGGCGCCGGUCACAAGCAAGGGCCGAAUCUGAAUGGCCUCUUUGGUAGGCAGUCAGGCACAACUCCAGGGUACUCCUACUCUGCUGCAAAUAAGAACAUGGCCGUCAUUUGGGAGGAGAAGACGCUCUACGACUACUUGCUUAAUCCCAAGAAGUACAUUCCUGGAACUAAGAUGGUUUUCCCUGGACUGAAGAAGCCACAGGAUCGCGCCGAUCUUAUCGCAUAUCUGAAGCAAUCGACUACCUCUUAAGCCCCCCCCCCCCCCCCCCCCCCCCCCCCCCCCUCCAUUCCAUUUGUUGAAGAUGAUUCUUGUUUCACGCGGAACCGCGGAAGCGAUAUUUUUUCCCCCCCAAUAAAAUAAACUCUAUAUAGGUCUUUCCUGCUCUUGUAAAUGAGCAUGUCCCGGAAAGUAUUUUCUUUUCUAAGAGAUCAUGCCGUUGUUGGGCAAAUUCGACGUGUGCAAAUUUUGUUGAAGUAAACCUGAUGAUGACGCUACUUCUUGCAAGUCUAGUUGCUUUAUGAACAAUGAUUGAUCUCUGGUUACUCUUUAUUUAUAUGUAAGAACUUGCUUAGCGGAUUGUCUCCUCC
Molecule: messenger RNA, 776 nt
Organism: Punica granatum (pomegranate)
Lineage: Eukaryota; Viridiplantae; Streptophyta; Magnoliopsida; Myrtales; Lythraceae
Source: RefSeq, a predicted model, not a curated record